This is a messenger RNA of Myzus persicae (green peach aphid), 1137 nucleotides long. RefSeq names its product larval cuticle protein A2B-like. Lineage: Eukaryota; Metazoa; Arthropoda; Insecta; Hemiptera; Aphididae. Bases 126 to 671 code for a protein of 181 amino acids. The record is from RefSeq and is a predicted model, not a curated record. Gene Ontology annotation, cellular component: extracellular matrix. The transcript is spliced from 2 exons.
CACCAAUCCACGGAUCCAGCAUCACACCCGACGAGACUUCAGAGCCAUCAUCGCACGGAACACGUUGUUCGUAUAUUUUAAUAUUUAUAAUUCCAAAUCGCAAACCACUACACUCAACGAUCAUUAUGGCUUUCAGAUUCGCAGUUUUGGCGUCGGUCCUGGCAGCGGUGGCGCACGGCUCUCCCGUGUACACGGCCGCACCCUACGCGGCCUACCCCUACGAGGCCGCCCCGUACUCGCCCGCCCUUUACGCUCCGGUUCCGUACUAUGCAGCGGCUGCGCACAAGUCGUACGAUGCGGACUACGACCCGAACCCAUCGUACUCGUACGCGUACGACGUGCACGAUCAGCUGACGGGCGACUCGAAGAGCCAACACGAGAGCAGGCAGGGUGACGUUGUGCACGGAUCGUACAGCCUGGUGGACUCCGAUGGCACCAGGCGGACGGUCGACUACACCGCGGACCCGCACAACGGCUUCAACGCGGUCGUCACCAAGGAACCGCUGGUCAAGGGCUACGGAGCCGCACCCGCCCGUGCCGCUUACCCGGUCAAGUCGUACGCACCCGCGCCAGCCGUCUACCCGGCAGCCGUCAACGCUUAUGCGCCAAUCUAUCCGGCCGUCAAAGCGUACGCACCAUCGCCGUACCAGACGUACCCGGCUUACCACUGACCGCGUUUAUACGUGACCGCCACCACCACCGCACCACAGAGACCCGCUGAACCAGAUUUGCCUUACACUAUUAUCCUACAGCUGGUAUACCUGCACAUACCGUCCCCGUCUGACAGUGAAUUAUGAUCACGGCGACGUUUGAUGGGCCACCGCUGAAUAAGACAUUAAGUAUUUACAACAUUUGAACGGAAACAUUUAUCUGAUUUUUUUGUUUUUAUCCUAUUUAUGACACAAACGCAUAAACUAUAUAAUUAUAUACUAUACUAUACUAUACAUUUAUUAUAUAAGGUCUUAAACUUAAUUUUUUAGUUUCAUAUAUUAUUAUUACAAUGUUCAUAUUAUGUUCUGUAUAAUGCAACAGUACCUACGUCCUAUCUACCUACUUAGUUUCUCUUGUUGUUUCUAUAUAAUAUACAUAAACAUUAAGCGGACUACAGUAUAUUAUACUGUCGUGCGUUAAUAUUUA